Messenger RNA from Lytechinus pictus (painted urchin), 4188 nucleotides. RefSeq lists its product as uncharacterized. The coding region runs from base 73 to 1524 and encodes 483 amino acids. NCBI's taxonomy places the organism in Eukaryota, Metazoa, Echinodermata, Echinoidea, Temnopleuroida, Toxopneustidae. The record is from RefSeq and is a predicted model, not a curated record. Gene Ontology annotation, biological process: sensory perception of chemical stimulus. The transcript has 4 exons.
AUAUUUUCCUUGUCCUUGCAGGCGUGUUAACUGAUAGUUCGUCAGCUUGGAGUGAACUGGAGAUUUGCCACGAUGUCGCGAAGCAGUAUAUCACCCCUGGUCGAGAACGAGGCCAAGAACGAAGUUGCCAACGCGUGGACGAAUGGAACAGCGCCCCCUAUGACGCCCCAACGCAAAGAGCUUGUUGAACUACCACCCCUUAAACAAUCAAAUGGAACUCCACUAAAUGGUACUCCACUGGUUAAGCGGCAUAUCGGAGCUCCAAAGGCCAUGGAGACCACAGUGUCUUUGGAGAUAGAAGAGAAUGAAAAAGGGAUGAGCACAUUGGACUACAGGAAAGACAUCGACAUGGAGUUCUAUCGUCUUCUUGGACCACUCAUCAAGUGCAUGUCAUUCUUCGGACUAUGGCAUGGUUAUGUUGUUGACCCAGUGCACAAUCCGCCACCAAAGACUACUUUCAAGAGGAUCUUUAACCAAAAGAACUACUGUAUCUUUGCCCAGGUGCUCCUGUGGUUUAACACUCUUAGGUACGCUCCGGCAUUCUUUGUUGGAUCCUACAUCGAUCCGAUCAAGCUUGUCCCAAAGGUCAUUUUCUCCAUCUUCACCCUGCAGUGCGCCCUCAACUCCUCCGUCUUCUUCUACUGUUUGUCCAAAAAGGACAAAGUGUCCAUCUUCUUUCACCACUUCGAGUUGGCUAUCCAGAGCAACCCUACAACGGCGGUGGAUAAGACGUGGUUGAAGCGAGCCAGUUGGGCAUGCACCGUGGUCGCCAUCAUCUUCAUGAUCGUCCACUGUCUCAACCAGGCUGCCAACGCCUAUCUCCCAAUCGAGACCUUCCGCAACAACAGCCUGGUUUUCAUCGCCCCCAUGUACUACAGCGCUCCGCUACACGCCUUCUUCGGCAUCAUCUACCUCUACAACUUUGCCGCUUGGAUCUUCCCUCUUCUCUUCUUCGUCCUCAUCUGCUUCAUCCUCUCGCGCCAGUUCGUCAAACUUGAUCAACGCCUCGAGAAAUCCUUGCGCAAGGCCCGAAUCGACGGGUGCUUCCCGAAGGAUUUCGAAGUUCUCCGAAGACAGCACGAAGCGCUCGCUACAGCGUUGGACACAUCCAAUGAUGGUCUCUUUACGUAUGUGAACCUGGUGACCUAUGCGACUAUGGCCCCUCUAGCGGUGUUCUUACUGUACCGGAUCAUCACCUCACCGUCCUAUCAACUUGGUCUCUCUGGGUGGUUCUUCUACUGGACUUGGAUGAUCAAUAUCUUUAUCAAUGUCAUAAUCGUUUCAUGGAUUGCUUCUAUUACAAGUACUAAGGCCCACGAUCCAAGAGAAAGACUUUUCUUGGUAAACCUAUGGAAUAUUACCAACGAGGAAAUUAUGCAGAUGAAUGUAUUCCUGAACAGAGUUAGCGGGGAUCCUAUGGGAUACACGAUAUUUGAUCUGGUUACCAUUACAAAACCUUUCAUAUUAACGAUUGGCGGUCUCCUCCUUACUUUCUACGCCAUCAUCUCCGAGUUCAAUGCAUGAAAAGGAAAAUGGUUUCCACUUCACUUUGAGCGGUUUUGUACUCCAUUUAGAGUGGUUACCACUUCACCUCGAGUUGUUUUCACUUCAUUUAGAGUGGAUUUCAGUUGUUUGAGCGUCGACCAUUUAUUUUUACAUUUGAUGUCACUACAUUGUCACAUUCCGACCAUUUGAUGUCACUACAUUGACAUCAAAUUAAUCUAUUCGGAGAGAAAUUUCGCUACUUCAAUCUCUUCUAUUUGCUCCAGAGUUAAAUUGGUAAAACCGGAGGAGGAGGACGAUCAGUCCUCUGAUAUUGCACGGGGUGAAGAAGAAUAAGGAAACAAAAAAAAACCCAGAAAAAUUUGGAGAAGAAAAAACAUAAAUGAAGUAUAUGGAAAAAGAUCCUCUUUCAAGGGACUUGAAUAACUCGUAAAUGUUUUAACCGAAAACUAAAUGGAAUUCGUUUAUCGGUCACCCCAACACCUCCCUCAUCCCCCCCCAAACGAACGACCAAAGAGGCACCCCCGUUUGUACUCUUACCCACAAACAGGCGUGUUUCGUUCCACUUCCCGCCAAAAAUCGAAACACAAUUAUGAUUGCCAAACUCAAAUUUAAUGCUGCGAAAUUGAUGCCAAGGACUGAUUGAAUCUAGCCGUUUGCAGAUUUUGUGAUCAAUUCUAAACCUCGGGAUCUGUAUUAGUGAAUAACUCCCCUAAACAAUGUUCGAUGUAAGGGAAAGUCGUUUAAUUAACACUUAAUCGGUACUCGGACCCCAUGAAGAGCCUCGUCAUGACUGUAUAAGUCACUAAUGUUCCGGUUCUGAGUUGGUCGCGAUUUUUUUUAUUUUAUUUAUUUAUUUAUUUUUUUUUGGGGGGGAGGGGGUACAUACAACAUACUCAAGCUCGUUCCCUUAUGUUCGCCCAAAUGCUUUAAAACAAUAAAAACGACAUGUUAUUAAUAAGCAGCAAAGAGAUAAUAUUUGGCCCUACGAGCAAACAUUCCUUGCUCUCUUUUUUAAUUCGCUGUUCAUGAUGUUGCUGCUGAAUACUUUUGUCUACAUCGUUGUCAGUAUUUGCCUCACUUUUUCAAAUUAUCGCAUUUUUACUGCAAUAUAAUCUUUUAUUUCUGUAAAUAUGCGUUAAUGUCGUAUAAUAUAGCAUUGGCGAGUAUGUAUUCUACAGUCACGGUAGUGUUGUAAAUUAAAGUUUAGUAUAAGAUUUUCUUGUUUAAUUUUUUUGACAGAAACAAUUAAGACACAAGUGAACAACUGUUUCAAAAUAGUUUUGUUUCCUGAAUGAAUAUCAUGCAUUGCUGAGAAUAGUUGGAGCCACCUACUGCUAUGGCCUAUGUGUAUAUGUACAUUCCUUUUGCUUGCCUUAUGUCUUUCAAAUAUAACUAGAAUUUAUGAAUAUAUAUGUUGUAAGCUAGUGUGUCUUAUAUUUAUCAUUAUAGUGUUGCUUUUUAAAAGAAAUCUUAUUGACAGUAAGUAGGUAAAGUAGUUUUGAUUUGGACAUUUACCGUGUCAAACUAUUUUUUUGAGAAAAAGGGGCAUUACAUGUAGUGAAUUGAAGUGCAAGCCUAGAUGUUCGCCAUUUUGGAUAACUGACACGAAUUUACGUCUCACGUGACGUACCAAAGUAGUUGGGGACAAAAUGUUGUGUGCAGGAUAUAUUUCAUUAGAAGGUAUAUUUUAUACAAUGCGAUCGGUUGCUAGGGCGAAUGCCUUGUCAUUAUACUCCGAUGAUAAUUGAAAGGGUGGAAUUAUAUAUCGUGUUUUAGACAAAGGAAACAUUGGCCUGCGAUUGUAAAUACGACGAUUCACACUCAACAAUAUCUAGUAAAACAGUGUAUUGAGUAGUAUUGAACAGGGGACAGUUUCAUAAAAACUUGUUAUAAUAAUAAAUUUGCAAUUAGCAGUUUAAAGCAACCGAAAUCCUUUGAUUUGAUUGGCAGAUGGUAAAUUCAUUAUUGAAAUUGUGCAUUUAUUAUUAUUUCAAGUCUUCAUGAUGGAACGGGUCCCAUCAGGUCCUGGUCAAUAAUUAGGGAAUUUUCGCACCAGGGCUCCGUAACACAAAGAUUAGCGAUCAAUCGCUAAAUGAACUGACCAAUCAAUAUCAACGUUACACGCGCAUUUGGUUUAAAAUUCUGACCAGGGACCAAUCAGUGCGGUUCUUUCAUAUUUGCAAUCCAUCGCAAACCUUUGUGUUACGGAGCCCAGGACAUAAAAAAUAUAUCGUCAAAUGCCCUUCAUGACAAAAAUCAACCAAAAAGUCUUUGUCGAAUUUGUGAAUCAAACAGCAGUUUGUCCUGGACGCCUGACAAGCGACAUACUUGCAAUGUUUCGUGAGCUCCGUAACUUAGGACGAAACUGCUGUUCUAAUACUCGACAAAGACCAUUCAUUGUAAAUGACUGUUCAUUGUAAAUUUGAUAGGCAUUUUCAAUACAUUAACUGUGCUCUUGGUUUCGUCCUGCGUCGCGAUGCAGGAACUCCCCACUGACAUUUCAACAGAAAAUGAUCAUCAAUUAUCCAUGUCGUAUAGGUUUGCUGUCAAAAUCGUUUGAUAUGAAUGUUUGGUGACACCAUCGUGUAUUAGCUGGUGAUACGUACAAUUUCAUUUAUAUAAUCACGUGGACUGUCUUGUAAAAGUUGUUGAUAUUAAAUAUUGACAUUUUGAUAGCUUAAA